AUGGCCACGAACGGUACUUCAACAACAAUAACAAAAGAAUCACCUUCAAAUGUUAAUGUAACUAAUGUAACUGCGGCUUUAGAUAUUGAAGGAAACGUACCACUAGAGAGUGUUCAACUUGAUGGACUGGUUAUCCUCAAGAUAAUAAAACAUUGCCGUGAAUUUUUUCCUAAUACUGUCACUGGUCAACUUUUGGGACUUGAUGUGAAUGGAGUAUUGGAAGUAACUAAUUGUUUCCCUUUCCCUGGUCCAACAAAGUAUCAAGUUGAUAUGAUGCGUUGUCUUCGAGAAGUUAAUGUUGAUCAUAAUACAGUUGGUUGGUAUCAAUCAACAUAUUUGGGUUCAUUUGUAACUCAUAAAUUAAUUGAGACUCAAUAUAAUUACCAACAAACAUUUAAUAAUAAAAAUGUAUCUCGUUCAACUCAUGGUAAUUUGUCAUUACGUGCUUUUAGAUUCACUCAAGCCUUCAUGGAUGCCCAACGUGAAAAUAAAUUUACCUCUGAAUCACUUUUAAAGAAUAAACUUACAUUUUCAAAUAUUUUUGAAGAACUUCCUAUUACAAUUAAAAAUUCUCAUUUGAUCACAGCGCUUCUUCAUUCAUUGGAUGAUUUUGAAAAUGUCAUUCCUCAAGGAGGAAUUUCUACAUUAGAUAAAGAAACUGUUACUGGUCCUUUAACUCCAAAUUUUGAUACCUUAGAAUUAAGUCUUGACCCUUAUAUUGAAAAGAAUUUAGAAUUCUUAUUAGAAGCUAUUGAUGAACAUGGACAAGAACAAAGUAAUUUUGCUUUUUGGCAAAGGAGCGUUACCAGAGAGCAAACUAAAUUACAAACCGCACUUCAAAAGAGAAAACAAGAAAACGUGCAUCGUUUAGCUGCAGGUCAAGAACUUCUUCCCGAAGAGGAGAUAACAAAAUUAUUUAAACUUCCACCUGAACCAUCAAGACUUGAUUCAUUAUUAAUAACCGCACAAAUUAAUAAUUAUUGUAAACAAUUAAAUCAAUAUUCUGGUCCAACACUUGGAAAAUUGUUUAUGUCUGGUGAAUUACAAAAACCUUAG
This is a messenger RNA of Diversispora eburnea, 1056 nucleotides long. The record is from the annotation of a GenBank genome assembly. Lineage: Eukaryota; Fungi; Glomeromycota; Glomeromycetes; Diversisporales; Diversisporaceae.